AUGGUGGGUUGGAACGUGAGUUAUGUCCCACUCCGUCAGCAGGUAGCGGCAUGCUGUCUCUGAAACUUUCCAGCCAGCUCCCCUCAUACUAGCGUAUGUGACGGUGCUGCUUGGUUAGCCUCUUGUGCCCUAGCAGAUGCGCAACCAAAGGCGCGGUCUGCUUCAGGUUCCUUUGUAAACCUAUAUUUCUGCUUAUAUCCUGAUAUAACACCCUGCAUUAUGCCGUUUUCAGGGAGCGCUGCCUUUUCAUCUUUUCUAAUGUAGUCUCUCACCUGGGACUUGGGUGUCCCGUAAAACCCAGUUAGGCGUUGCUGUCAUUUAACACACAAUUAAUACGUUCAUCUGUAACUGUGAUGCAAAGGUCUUUGUUAAUGAAGCUUAGUGCACAAAAGAUGAAUCCUGAAUACAGAAGGGUCAAACUAUUGUAAAGAAGAAUGAGAGAAAGAGCAAGGGUUGAAAUAAGAAGUGAAUGCCAUACAGGAGUACAAAAUGCAAUGCCGUGGGAGCACAGUUCUUGAAAACAAUGGUUUAACCUGUAAUACUUUGAAGCACGGUCUCAGGCUUUCCCUUGGACAUUUGCAUUAGUGGACCCAGCAGGUCUGUUUAACAGGCUUCAUCGACACAUGUUGAACUGUCUGUAAGAAUUUUUUUUUUUUUUUGGCCUAAGUGCUGUCUUGGGUUCAGUUCGUAAAGUUGUGGGAACAGAGCAAUGGCUCCUUAUGGGAGAUGACACCUCUGAAGUAGCUGUCGCUAGGGAGCACCAGGAGAGGGAGUGAGCAGCUCACUGACUUGGGUAGUUCUGAGUAAGUUCACAGAUUUUACUUCUGUUCAGUAGGGACGCAAAGAAGCUAGUAGUUUUUCUGAAGUGUUUUUCAGAACUGAGCCAACUAGCACUGCCAAGGUUGCAGUAGUGUCGUUUCCUCUGCUUUAACUGGAAGUGGUGAAUAACACUCCAUAUUGUAUUACUGGAAGUAGCAAAUAACACUGAAUAUUGUAUACUAAAACCAACCUUAGGCCCAGAGAAAAAUUAUCUCGGACCUUGGUACUUCCGUAAUUCUUGCACAAUGAGUGACAAAGCAUCCAAAGACAUUUAUGAAACUUCUGGACUAGCAUCUCUUCAACAUCAGUUGGCAGACUGCCUGCUGAAUGCUACGUGCAAACCUGGAGGUUGUUCUCAUGCUGUGACAUAGUGACUUACUGUGAUGAUUCUCUGAAGUACUUGAAAAUAGUACUUCGGUGAGCAAUGCUGCCCCAGAAACCUACAUGAGGUGUAACUCAGAGAUAACUGCCCUGCUGUGUUUCAGAGUCAAUGUUGACUUUAUAUUCUGUCCUGUUUGGACCACAUGGACUUCUAAUGGGUCAGGUGCUGCUGUUUGUUGUUGGAAGAAAUAAUAAACCAGCUUUACCUACUGUAUGUCCUGGUAAGGCUGUGGGAGAAGUGAAGACCAUCUGGGUUGUGACUUGACUCUUGACCUUUAGCUGAGCUCCACGUGGAGCAUAAAAUGUGUUUCUCUAUUUAAGUUCAAAUCAUGGAUUAUCAGGCCUCCAUGGUAAAAUGUCAAGCUCUGGAAGAAGGCUUUUCUUCUAAUAGAAUUUCUGGCAACUCUCUUGGGAAAUCUUGUCUAAGAAAUUAGUAUCUCAGAAUAUAGUAUCACAGUUGGAUUGAAAAGGUAGGCAGGGAAGAAAAGGUGAAGGAACUUGAGUGUACCAGAGAAAACUUUUCAUAUAAUUUAAUAGAUCUGACCUGCAUUCCCCUUUGCCAUUUCUGCCCUUUCAGGAGAGACCAGGUUUCUGUGGAAGUUUUCCCUUACGCAGUUUCACACAGACUGAUAUUUGUCCUCAAUAAAAAGUAAAGAGGAAAGAUUUUUUUUUUUUUCUUUUCAUGUCUAUGGAGCCAUUAGAAUAAUUAUCACGUAGCUGUCUGCACUCUGGGAGCAGGAGAUAGAACAUUUUGUCUGUUGGCUUUAUGGACCAAAUUAUAGUCUUUUGGUCAAAGAACAAAGCUUUUAGAAGCCUCCACAUGAAGUGUGUGCAGCUUGCUUGCUGCUCAGGCUUCUUCAUCUUCCCCCUGAAUAACAACAGUGCAAGUGGAAAAUGCUCAUUGUACAGAUUCUCCCAUCUUUAAACUGUUUUACACCAAAACUGUUUGACUACUUUGUUUGGGUCUAAGUGAAGUUGAUGUGACCCUAUGUCACAACUGUUCUGCCUUGGGAUUAAUUGUGCUCUGUCCCAUCAGUUGUGGGGUUACUGUUGGUUUUGAUGCUGGAUGUUCCUAGCAUAGGGAAAAUCGAUGGAUGUUUUUGAUCAUUUAGUGUGAAUGAUUUUUGGUUAUUUAUGUGAACAGUUAGUUCUAGUUGUGAAUUUUCAGAGUGAGAAAACCUUUGGACUUCAUUGGAUUUCAAGAGUUAAUCAUACUUGGGGAUUCAUGAGUUUCUUGAACUAGUUAAUUCACUGGUUUUGGUGUGGGGUUUUUUGUUUGUUUUGCUUUUCUGUUUAGUUUGGGGGUUUGGGGGGUUUUGUUUGUUUGUUUGUUUUUGUAAGAGUUGAUGGCCAUCAUGUGAUCCAGUUUUAAUGGUGGUUUCUGGAAAGUAUCUUAAGUGUUUUACAUCCAGAGCCUGAAGUCUGCAGGUAGUUGGUGCCUUGUCACGUUUAAUUUGAAACUGCUAUCUGGACAGUAUCGCUGAAAAAAUUUUCAGUACUAUCGUCUAUCCUGAGACUAGCAAGGCUGUCCAAGCUAGUUUGACUAAGGCAGCUGUGUGUUUUUGGAAAUAUGCAAGCUGUUGCACGCACAAGUGUCCAGCUGUUGAAAUAGUAAACUCAGUGCCUUUUUUUUUUUUUUUUUUUUUUUUUUUUUUUUGAAGGAGGCUGGAGGGAAAGGGAAGGGAAUCCCUGUUCCUGACUGAAUAAACAAUGAAACAAAACAACUUGUAGUUGACAUUUUCCUUCCUUAUGAUAGUUAAUGUUAGAGAAUUGGUGGCUUUAUUUUUUCCCUUAGGAUAUUUCUCAACUUCUUGUAAGUGAGAAUCCUGUCCAGAUAGUAUUUCAUCAGUGCAUUUACCCCUUAGUGCUACUGUGUGGGGGUGGGGGGAGUGACUUUGUGAGUGCUUUCAAUUUGCCCUCACCCUUCCUAGCAUAUGAUGGAGAGGGCCUUGACUUAGACGGUGACUUGACUCUUCAGUUGCUCUACCUUUUUGAGGCACUAAUUUUUUCAAUUAUUUGGUUUUGUAUUUGACUGUUUCUCUUAGGAGAACAUUUUGUUUCCUGCUCAGUUUGUAACUGGCUAGAAUGUUCCAAAGUCAGCAGUCUAGAGCCCUGGGUGAGGAGUUUGGGUCGUGCUUUAAGUCACUACCACUGCUCUUAGGGACAAAAAACCUUUAGAACUUGGAGUCCUGCCUGUCCCAUGCUGGAGAGCACAAGAACCCUGAUGAGAAUCCUACCAGAAUGCAAUUCUCCUUGGAAAUUAAGAUGCAAUGGAUCAGCUUGAGCAGAGGGUAAAUGAAUUUUUUAUGAACGCAAAGAAAAACAAACCUGAAUGGAGAGAAGAACAAAUGACAUCAAUCAAAAAAGAUUAUUAUAAGGCCUUGGAAGAUGCAGAUGAAAAAGUGCAGCUGGCUAAUCAAAUAUAUGAUUUGGUAGACCGUCAUUUGAGAAAAUUGGACCAGGAACUUGCUAAAUUUAAAAUGGAACUUGAAGCAGAUAAUGCUGGAAUUACAGAAAUACUAGAGAGACGGUCUCUGGAGCUGGAUACACCAUCACAGCCUGUGAAUAACCACCACGCCCAUUCUCACACUCCAGUAGAGAAAAGGAAACACAAUCCAUCUUCUCACCAUAGUACAACAGAUCAUGUUCCUGAAAAGAAGUUUAAAUCUGAAGCUCUUCUGUCUACCCUGACUUCAGAUGCUUCUAAAGAAAAUACACCAGGGUGUCGAAACAAUAAUUCAUCAUCCUCUUCAAACAAUGCAUACAAUACAAACUCUUCUCAACCAUUGGCAUCAUAUAACCUGGGCUCAUUAUCUUCAGGAUCCGGGGCCGGUGCAAUUACCAUGGCAGCAGCUCAAGCAGUGCAAGCCACAGCGCAGAUGAAGGAAGGAAGACGAACAUCCAGUCUGAAAGCCAGCUAUGAAGCGUUUAAGAACAAUGAUUUUCAGCUUGGAAGAGAAUUUUCUUUAUCCAGAGAUUCGACUGGAUAUUCAUCAUCAGCUCUGGCAUCUACAUUAACACAGACAUUAAGUUCAUCAACCACAGAUUCACGAAGUGGCAGAAAAAGCAAAAACAACAACAAAUCCUCAAGUCAGCAGUCCUCAUCAUCUUCCUCGUCUUCCUCUCUAUCAUCAUGUUCUUCUUCAUCUGCACUGGCACAAGAACUGUCUCAGCAAACAGCAGUAAUACCAGAGUCUGAUUCUAAUAGCCAGGUUGACUGGACCUAUGAUCCAAAUGAGCCACGUUACUGCAUUUGUAAUCAGGUGUCGUAUGGUGAAAUGGUAGGCUGUGAUAACCAAGAUUGCCCUAUUGAGUGGUUCCACUAUGGAUGUGUUGGACUGACAGAAGCACCGAAAGGGAAAUGGGAGGACUUUCCACUGCAAGCUGGCUUUUCUUGGCAAGUUUUUUCAUCUCCCACCUCAUCCUGCUGGAAUGUCUGGACCGUGCACUUUCUUGUUCAAUACAAGUGACAAGUGACAGAAGGAGGACCCAG
Messenger RNA from Aquila chrysaetos chrysaetos, 4693 nucleotides. It is a transcript of the gene ING3, whose product is annotated as inhibitor of growth family member 3. The transcript has 12 exons. The coding region runs from base 3471 to 4670 and encodes 399 amino acids. Gene Ontology annotation, biological process: regulation of DNA-templated transcription. Gene Ontology annotation, cellular component: NuA4 histone acetyltransferase complex. NCBI's taxonomy places the organism in Eukaryota, Metazoa, Chordata, Aves, Accipitriformes, Accipitridae. The record is from RefSeq and is a predicted model, not a curated record.